Messenger RNA from Cajanus cajan (pigeon pea), 900 nucleotides. NCBI's taxonomy places the organism in Eukaryota, Viridiplantae, Streptophyta, Magnoliopsida, Fabales, Fabaceae. The record is from RefSeq and is a predicted model, not a curated record.
UGUUAAAAAUAAGGAGCGAAAGCGAAAGGUUGAAGCAUGAAAAGCAAAGAAGAGAGGAAAAAAAGGAGAUAGGGCUAUAUAAGAAGAUUGGUAGUUGGCGCAGAAAGUUAUUGAGAAAAUGGAAUUGGAAGCAGUGAAGAGGUACUUAGAGAAAGGUGGAGUAACAGCAUCGCUCAUCGAUGACUUGCCACCCAGGUUUCUCGAACCCUUAGUUAUGAACUCCCUUCAAGUCGAUCUCAUCGAACCCGGUCGCAUCGUUUGCUCUAUGAAGAUUCCUCAACGUUUACUCAAUGCCGGGAAUUCGUUACACGGCGGCGCCACCGCUGCGCUGGUGGAUGUGGUGGGCUCGGCUGCGAUUCCCACCGUUGGGUAUUCUGCUCCCAACACGGGGGUCUCCGUCGAGAUCAAUGUUUCCUACUUGGAUGCUGCCUAUGCCGAUGUAUUUCACUUUCUAACCCCCUUUUUUUUUUUUCCUUCUUCAGUGUUUGUGAUUUGUGAUGCGAAUGAUUUGUUUUUUUGGCUUUAUAGGAUGAUCUGUUUACUUGAUGGGUGAAUCAUGAUUAUGGGGUUGGGUUUCUCUAUUGCUCUUCACGAGCUGUAUUGAAUAAUUGGGUAUAUUGUAGAGAAAAAAUUGGGAGUUCCAUGUGAAGAAGACUUUAGUUUAGUAAUAAGGGUAGGGGAAAAGGAACUUGAUUUUUAAUUUUUCAGAUUUUGAUGCUAAAAUAUAGAGUUUUAGACCAAAUUUGCUGUUACUCAAGUUUUGGAUUUAUUAGCCACCUUUCUUUAAUUAUGUAUAUGUAUGUUCGGUAUUAAUGACGAUCUGAUAGUGAUAUCUAACUAGUAAUUUGAGGAGUGGAAUGUAGGAAGUUCUUUUAGUGAUUUCAUAGAUUGGAUUUUGUG